UUGAGGUUGAGGAGAACAUCAACAUGACUCUAACAAGUCGUGCUCUAUGGCACUUCAGUCGGAGACUGAUGCCUUGUAGCAGUGCCACAGUGAGAGGUAUGUGUGACCGUUCAGAUUUUGCCUCAACAAAAAUGAAGUCUAUGUUUGCUAUGGCUGAGGAAAAGAUCAUCAUUUCCAGUUUCAGCAACCUUGGAUUUAAGAUCAGCCCAGGUAUCCAAGUGGUUGGACCUAUCACAGUUUUUCCUAACACUGUGCUCCACUGGAAUGUGAAGUCAGCCAAACACAUAGAUAAACACAGUCUUUCACUAUUUUAUAUGCUGGAACCUAAACUGGACAUGUUAGUAAUUGGAAAGGGUAUGGCAACGGACAAGGUAAACCCUGAUAUCCAGAUUUAUAUGAAAAAAAAGGGCAUCAAUGUAGAAAUUUUACCAACAGAGGAGGCCUGUGGUCUCUUUAACAUGUUAAGUGCAGAAGAUAGACAUGUCGCAGCAGCACUCAUCCCUCCUGAAAAGAUUCCUUUUGAUAGUGACAAGGUUUCUUUGUGAUAGAUCAGGAAAAAGUAAAUCUGGUCAACAGCGUUGAAAUUUGUGCAUGGUGUAUGUGUGUGACGAUUAUGUAGUUUCAGUAUAUUAAAGUGACAUUGUGGUAGCAGACCAGUGUGAACUCGUUAGAAGAAACUGAUGUGGAGAAUGACUGGAACAAGAUCUAACAAUGAAUAUGAUUGCAAGUGUGAUGUGAAACAUUUUUAUGUUAGUUUUCAUUUCAUUUUUACCAGUGAAGUUUAGAAAUUUAUCAAUUUAUGAAAGCUUUUCAUGUCAUGAUAAAACUUUCAUACUAUUGACCAACCAUAUUGGUGCUUUCUAGUCUCUUCAUUGAAAUUUUCAGAUUUUCCUGUUUUUAUGCAAAUGAAGUGAAGUGUAAGUCAAAGAAAUUUCCAUCAAAUAAUUCCUGUGUACAUUUCUUGUUUUCUCCAAUUUAGUAUAUAAUAAUGGUUUUGAAUAUGAUUUGCACUAGAUAACAGCAUAAAAUGGUUGAAUAAAUGGAAAGCAGCCUAUUGAAAAUGG
Molecule: messenger RNA, 1064 nt
Organism: Ylistrum balloti
Lineage: Eukaryota; Metazoa; Mollusca; Bivalvia; Pectinida; Pectinidae
Product: NADH dehydrogenase [ubiquinone] 1 alpha subcomplex assembly factor 3-like
Exons: 5
Coding region: 24-545 (173 amino acids)
Biological process (GO): mitochondrial respiratory chain complex I assembly
Cellular component (GO): mitochondrial inner membrane
Source: RefSeq, a predicted model, not a curated record